This is a messenger RNA of Dendroctonus ponderosae (mountain pine beetle), 7416 nucleotides long. RefSeq names its product bromodomain and WD repeat-containing protein 3 (gene BRWD3). Bases 247 to 5658 code for a protein of 1803 amino acids. Lineage: Eukaryota; Metazoa; Arthropoda; Insecta; Coleoptera; Curculionidae. Gene Ontology annotation, biological process: cytoskeleton organization; regulation of cell shape; regulation of transcription by RNA polymerase II. Gene Ontology annotation, molecular function: protein binding. The record is from RefSeq and is a predicted model, not a curated record. Gene Ontology annotation, cellular component: nucleus. The transcript has 31 exons.
UCUUACAAAUCCUACAUAGUAUUUGCAAUAUAAAGGCCGAAAAUGCAUAAAAUAAUAAUUGGUAAGAAUGAAAAGCGACCAAAACACUAGAGAAAUAGAAACGGUGACACGGUGGGCAUUAACAAACCUCUAACUUCGUAAGAGAUGAGAGACGAGUGUUGCUCCAUCGCCAGUACAUAACCUCGAUGUGGUUUUGCAAUGUAGUUUUUUAUUUAUUUUUCAAGAAAACAUUGUAUUUACAAUAAAAUGGAUUCAGUAAAACCGAGUUCAAACGCAAACAGUGAACUGGACAGAUCUCGUUUAACAUCAGAAGUGUACUUCCUGAUUCAAAGGUUUCUCUCUAAUGGGCCACUUAAACGAACCUUACAGACUCUCAAUGAAGAACUACAUGCACACCAGAUUUUACCAAAGAGACUUGACUGGCAAGGAAAUGAGCAUAACACCACAGUUGACGAUAUGGAAAGGCAAAAUCCCCAAAUUCGACCAGACUUUCUCUACUUUUUGUGCAGCCAGGCCUCAAGUGUUUUAAAUCCAAAUACCCGAUUGGCACCGUCAUUUCUUAGUUUUCAUCCAAAUACAAAAAAUGAGAAUGGAGUUUAUAGCAACCAUCGACAAUACUUUAACAAUGUGUCGAGAUAUCGUGGUGUUUCCAUACAAGAUGCUAAAGCUCCAUUCAAUAUAAUUAACAGUAUAAGAGGAAAUGAAACCGGAGGCCCCCUAUCAAGAAGUAACAUCAUUAGUCCCCGAAUAUACAAAGGAAUGCAGAUGCAACGAAUCACCAUUGGUCAUUUAUCAGCAGUUUAUUGUCUUUUAUUUGAUCAUUCGGGAAAGUACGUUAUUACUGGGGCUGACGAUCUCUUGAUUAAGUUGUGGUCUUCCGCGACAGGUCGUUUAAUCGCUGCCUUCCGCGGGGCGUCUUCAGAAAUUACAGAUAUUGCAGUCGAUCCUGAAAACCAUCUACUUGCGGCUGGUUCGAUUGAUAGGAUUUUAAGGGUUUGGGACUUACAAACGGGUGCGCCAAUAGCAGUUCUUACCGGACACACUGGAAUGAUAACUUCCGUAAAUUUUUGCCCUACGCCUUGUUGGGGCCACAAGUACUUAAUAAGCACCAGUACAGAUGGGUCGAUCGCAUUUUGGAUCUACAAUUCUGAAGGGGUAGAUAAUAAAGUCCAAUUUAGAAAUACUCCAAAUUUAUAUCAAGAGAAAAUUAGGCCUGGGCAAGCUCAAAUGAUUUGUUCGUCGUUCAGUCCGGGUGGAACAUUCUUAGCUACAGGUUCAGCAGACCACCAUGUGAGAGUGUACUAUAUGAAAGGUGAUGAAGGUCCUCAAAGAAUCCUUGAGACAGAGGCACAUACAGAUAGGGUUGAUUCUAUACAAUGGGCUCAUUCCGGUUUAAAGUUUUUGUCGGGUAGUAAAGACGGUACUGCCGUCAUAUGGUGGUUUGAAAGACAACAGUGGAAAAAUUUAUAUCUGGAUAUGUCCACAAAACUUGCAAGUGAUAAGCCAGGCUCAGAGCCCGAUUCCAAAAAAAUUAGAGUUACAAUGGUUGCAUGGGACAAAUCGGAUGCUUCCGUGGUAACUGCAGUUAGUGACUACUCGUUGAAAAUUUGGUCAGCUGCCAAUGGGCAGUUAAUUAAGAUACUGAAAGGGCAUGUUGAUGAAGUUUAUGUUCUUGAACCUCACCCACAUGAUGAAGACGUGAUUUUGUCUGCCGGACAUGACGGCCAGCUUUUGAUUUGGGAUAUACAGCGAGGCGAUAUUCUCUUUAAAUAUCUAAACACCAUAGAAGGGCAGGGCUACGGUGCAAUUUUUGAUGCGAAAUGGAGUCCGGAUGGAUGCUCCAUUUCAGCGAGCGAUUCUCACGGAGACAUUAUGACUUUCGGUUUUGGAAUCGGAAGUCCUUUUUACCAGCAGCUUCCGAGGGAAUUAUUUUUUCACACAGACUAUCGUCCGCUAGUGAGAGACCAAAAUAAUUGGGUUUUAGAUGAACAAACUCAGGUUCCUCCACAUUUAAUGCCUCCUCCAUUUCUGGUCGAUAUUGACGGAAAUCCUUAUCCUCCAAUGUUACAGCGGCUGGUGCCGGGCCGAGAAAAUUGUAACGUUGAUCAAUUGGUUCCCAAUAUUGUCAUCGGAAAUGAAGGCAUUCAGGAAGUGAUUCAAGAUGUAUCACAGCGGGUAGUAGUUGACUCGGAAGACGACGAUGAUGUCCGUGGUAAUGCAGGAGGAUCUAUACGAACUCAUCGAAUCCGGCAAAGCAGAGGUGACUGGCAGACGGAUCACAACAUCGAAUGGAAGAAAAACUUAUUAGUAAAGCCACUUAGCCCUUCAGUGUUAAAAAGGUCAAAUGAAAUCAGGAAAUUAAUAGAAGUGGCUGAGAAGAAGGAGUACCAGAGGCAGUUACGUACAAGACCCCUUAUGAUUAACACUGCCGGUCCUAGUAAUCCCAGAAAGAAGGUACCGAGAAAACGUGCACCCAACGGAACAAGGAAACGAAAGCAGGAAGUAGAUAUGGAUAUUUAUGAUAUUGGGCCACUUUGUCCGUACGCAAGCGACGAGUCUUCAUUUUCUGACUGGACGGAAGAAAUAUCAGAGGCGAAACGACGAAGGUCAACGCGUCGUAACAAUAACAAGUAUAAUCGUAGCGAAACAUCAUCGGAUAGUGAUGAUACAACGGAUGACACUGAUCAAACCGAAGAAGACUCCGAGGGCGUGAGCGAUCAGGAACGAACAGAACGCAAAUCAAGAUCCACUAGAGAGAAUAAGGCAAAAAUCCGGCAUGCAUCUCCAAAGCCAUCAACUUCAAGACAACAGGGAUCGACAAGAGCAGCUGUGCCCAAAAAUCCCGUUAUUCCUAAGCAAGAUCCGGUUCCAAAAACGGGACAAAUGGCAAAACUUACCGCCGCUGAACCGUCAUGUAGCGCCGUUGCAAGCACCUCACAAGGACCAAAACUUAAAGUGUCCGAACAAUAUAAACUUAGUGAGUGGCUGGCAGAAACGAGGCCAAGAAAAUCUCCAUAUUAUCCUCAGAUGCACGAUGAAAUUGUUUACUUUGUUCAGGGGCACAUUUUGUAUAUGGAAGCCGUAAAGCAAAAAAAUGUUUACGAACCUGACAUUAAAGAAUUACCUUGGGUGAAAGGUAUGCAGCUCAACGGUCAUGAGUUUUGUAAAGUGGUAGGUAUUCGCUACGAAAUAAAACCUCCCCGGCUAUGCUGCCUAAAGCUAGCCUUGCAAGACGAAACCGGAUGUUUGACCGGUAGAAGUUUGACUGUUAGAUAUCAUGAUAUGCCGGACGUGUUGGACUUUUUUGUGCUCAAACAAUGCUAUUUAACGGCUAUGUCAAGAGACUGGCAAUCUGGCGAAAAGUUCCGUUGCAUGAUUGAUGAUAAUUGGUGGAUUGGCGAAGUAAGUUGCAAGCUACCAGCGAAUGAUCCUUAUCCUGUAUCUGCAUUCAUGUGUUACGAAAUUAGUUGGACUAAUGGUGAACAAGAAAGAAUGAGUCCUUGGGAUAUGGAGCCUAUCGACGAUAGUCGUCUGCCGGAAGAUGAUAAAGCGGCGAUUCCGGUUCUAGAACAUGAAUUACGGUCUAUUUUGUAUAAGCCCGUUUCAGAAGACUGGCCAAACUGUGAACGCGACACUGUCUGUAAAGCUAUUGCCAGAGGAAUUACGCAAGUAAUGGAAUUGGCCAUAGCAGAACCAUUUUUAGUCCCAGUUGAUAUAAAUGUGUAUCCUACGUAUGCUAUGAUAGUAGAAUAUCCCAUAGAUCUAUCGACGAUAAAGGCAAGAUUCGAGAACAAUUUUUAUCGACGUGUAUCGGCUGCAGAAUUUGAUAUUAGAUAUUUGGCGACAAAUGCAGCUAAAUUCAAUGAACAGCAGAGUUCUAUAGUUAAACAUGCCAAAAUUUUGACCGAGUUGUGCUUAAGGAUCGUCAAGAUUGGAAAUAAUGCAAUUGACAUUGCGUCCAUAUACCAUCAGCUUGUCGAUGAAUAUUAUUCUUCCCAUUCCGAUGGUGAAGGAGAAAUUGACGUCAGUCAGCCAUCUACAAGUAGGACGUUCAGAUAUCUUCCAGUUAGAUCAUGGAAGUCUCCUGAUGAUUGGAAAAUCGAAGCCCGAGGCUUAUUUGAACUGAUGUGGCAAACAGACGAUUCGGUGCCUUUCAGGGAACCAGUCAAUAAAAACAAAUAUCCUACAUAUUAUCAGGUAAUUACUGAUCCAAUGGACUUGGAAACAGUAAAGGAUAAACUUGCGAAAGGAGAAUAUAAAAUUCCCAGCGAUUUUUGUUCCGAUAUGCGGCUAAUUUUCCAGAACUCACGGACAUUUAAUACCAACAAACGUUCUAGGAUUUAUGUAAUGACAGUUCGACUAUCUGCAAUGUUUGAAGAACACGUGAAGAAAAUUGUUUCAAACUGGCGUACUGCCAAGAAACGACAGCGUCGUUUAACCCCGACUUCUGAUGAAAGUGAUGGAAACAUAUCCGAUUUCACUGACAGUCGAGUUGAAAUUGAAAAGCCCGAUCCAGUGAAAGUUAUAUUUGAGGAAACUAAAAACGGGAGCAUUUCUGAAUCGGACAGUGACAAUACUCCACUGGAAUUCUUAAAGGCUGCCAGUAGAUCCAAUACAGCGACUGAAUCCGAUACAACAUUGGAUAAAAUGUCAUCUUUUGCAGCAGUAGAGGAAGAGGAGCUAGCGUUGGAACAAGAUAAAAGACUGAAUGAAAAUAGAGUCAAUCAUUUUCAUAAUGAACCAUCAACGUCUAGUCAAAGUCCUCUGGAAGAUUUUGAUCAUAAUUAUUCCAAUCAAAAGCUUGGACAUCAGGGUCGAAAACUUCUUAGAAUUAAUAGAAACGAUACCAUGUCAAAUAUGAAUUCAGUGAAUUCGUCAUUGACUAACUCCAAGAGCGAGCAGAACAAUAAAAAUGAAAUUAGACACUCUAGUUCCAAAGAUAGUGAUUCUUCUGAUGAUAAUGAUGAUGACUAUCGACCGCCAGUUCAAUUGAAGCGGUUAGAUAGUUAUCACAGCAGUAAUGCAGACUCAUCAGAGGACGAAAAUGUGGCAAUUUCCACUCUCAGUCUCAAGUCUCAAAAAGUUAAUGCGAGUACAGGCAGUGAUGAAGAGAGUGAUUCUCUGAACCUACUUGAAGUACAGUCCGAAUUGCGAAGAAACAAAGCAGUAAGUGACGAUGAAGAAUUCCGGCCGGAUGAUUCAUCAGAUAGUUCCAUAAGCAGUAGGCCUAAGCGUCGGAGGAAAAAUAGUUCUGAUUAUGAAUUCACUGCUGGUAGCAUAAAAAAUAAUACACGGACCAAAAGACAAAAACGCAAGCCAUCUUUCGUUGUAGAGGAAGACGAGGACACAUCUUCAAGCAAUUCUUCGGAUUCUGAAACAUCUGACGACAGUGUGCCACUGCAAAGAGCUGCCAAGAGGCGACAAAAAACAAAAAAGAAUGAAAUCUUUUCAACGACAGAUUCCGAAGCGGGUUCACCACCCAGAUCUCGACGGAAAAGAAGGAGAUUGGUCGCGAGAGAGAGUUUGGAUUCUGAUGAUGAUAAUCAAGGAGAAAACGAAAAACCAGGUUUUUUUGGAAAUGUGAGCAGCAGGGGUAGGGUGCGAAAAAUUACUGAACGUGCUGCAGCCUUCUUAAAAAAAGACAAAAAGUCCGGGUGAUGUAGGCUUGGCUAUUGCUUAGGCAAAUUUAAAAGACGUUGUGAAUGUGCAGUUGUCGUUGAUGUGACCCUCUUAGUUAUUUUGGACUUGUAUUGCGCCACUGCGAUAUAAUACUGACAAAGUUUUUUGAAUUACAGCUUUUUAGGCACGAUUUUUUUUUAUGUUAUAAGGAUUGAACAUUUAAUUAUAGUUCUCGAUCAACAUUUUCGUCUGUUCCAACCGUGCCCCUUCUAAAGGAAUUUAUCAUUAACAGGACGUAUUUAAAAAUAUUUUAAAUAGUAUCUUACGUCUCCAGAGUUGUAGUAAACAUUUCAGAUAAUUUUUUUUUACAUUUUUAGUAUUUUUGGCUGUUAAUUAUCCCAAACGAUUUUCGUUUCCAUUGUUUCCAAUUUCUGCAUAAUUUAAAAUGUUUUCAUCUUAUUUCAAAAAAUCUGUUUUAUUCAGUUGCGGAAGCUUAGGCGUGCAGCAGCACACAGAGGGCUUCUGAAAUUGCCGAUCAGAUAUUUCUAUACAAAUUCUCCUACUCUGAUCACAUAACUGUUACUUAGACCACUUGUUUUGGCUCUAUUUUAUCCGGUUUGGUUGAACGGUCAUCUCAAUUACGCAUAUUGACUGUAUCCAGUAUGUCUCCGCAGGUUGAACACAUAUGGAAAUUUUUUUAUUAGUAAAUUUAAGAAGAAUGAUGUUCUUCAUGAAAAGUUUUCUGCAGUCUAAAACGUAAAAUGCUACUAACAGAUACUUUUAUUUUUAACUAUAUCGAAAAGCAUUAUUUAAAGAGUUGACUAGAACAAAAACACAUUUGAAUAUGCAAUUACACGUAUUUUUGAUUUUUUAAAAGUGUUGUUUUUUAUAAAUUUUCUGCCUUAUUAAUAAAAUAUCAAUGAUGUUAUUGGUAAAAAAAAUAAUUAAUGAAUGUUAUUUCGUCAUUAUAGUACUUCAGAGCAUCUUCGAUUCCAUUCUACAGUUAAAUGCGCAUUGUAAUUGUAAACAUACAUUAAAAAACAAUAAUUUUUUUAUUGAAAAUGGGUGUAAUUAAAUGUAGUUCCGGUUCUGGUCAACUGUUUUUGAUAACAGUUUUCGAUACUGUCAGAAACAAAGAUUUUUUACCUUUGAGAAAAAGUCAUAUUUUUUGACAAACCUCGCAAUAGGCCUGGAAAAAAUAAAUAUUUAUUAGUUGCAUUUUAUAUUUUACAUCUAGCCGAACUUUUUAUGGAGAAUAACUUUUUCUAAACAUAAUAAUAAAAAGCAUUUACUAAAUUACACAAGAUUUGCGCACUAUGGAGAUUUAGUUAUUCGAAUUUUGGACAUUAUGAAAAGUCUGUUUUCAAGUUAAUCAUCGUACUUUUAAAGUAUGUUCCUCCAAAUCAAAUAUUAACGUUUUACUUAGAAAAGGUACUUUUUGAUUUAAAUGAGUACUCACGAAAUUCGAUGGUGAUAUGCUAAAGUAUGUUUCCGUCUUAGUGUAAUUCUUCAAAGUGAAAAACGUUCUAGAUAUAAGUUACUUUAGUGACAGAAUUUUCUUCCCGAACUAGUAAAGUUGAAUUUAUUUUUUACAGAUUGGUAUUUAUUUUUAAAUUAACUUAAUAAACCAUCCCAUAUUUCUUUAAUAUUAGAAUAUACCUUUGUGAUUCGAAAUAUAUUUUUAAGACGUGUAAGCCUGUAGGUCAACAUUUAAAACAAGAGUCUGUCUGCUGUAUGUACAUACAUUGUUUUUUUCUUUACUAUAUCAGUGACCAAUAAAACAGGAUCUUACAAUCA